Molecule: messenger RNA, 1239 nt
Organism: Rotaria sordida
Lineage: Eukaryota; Metazoa; Rotifera; Eurotatoria; Philodinida; Philodinidae
Source: the annotation of a GenBank genome assembly
AUGAUAAAAUUACUAGGUUUUGUUAGCCUGUUAUGCUAUUUAUUCUAUUUCUGUAAUUGUGGAAGCUUACCGACUUCACAACAACCUGAACAAGACUUAAUAACAGCAUUGUUAAUUGGAUAUAAUAGAAAUAUAAGACCAUAUGACCAAGUAUCUGUUGAUAUCACUGCUUCACUACAACAAAUUGUGGCUAUAGAUGAAAAACAACAAAUAAUGACAUCAAGUUCAUUUAUUUCACAAACAUGGUUCGAUGAUCGAUUAUCAUGGAAUACUUCAAAUUAUAGUAUUACUGUCGUUAUGCUACCGGUUAAAAGUUUAUGGAUACCAGAUACGAUGAUAUUGAAUUCAGCAGAUGCAAGUGGUUAUCUUACAGUAAGUGAUUAUAGUUUGGCAUCUGUCUACUACACAGGUCAAGUAUAUAUGAUAUUACCAGCAUUAACAGUAAGAACAAGAUGUAAUCUCUUUGUUCGAAAAUUUCCAUUUGAUAAACAAAUGUGCAGCAUUAAUUUAACAGCAUGGAGUCAAGGAUCUAAUAGAAUUUUAUAUACAGAGAAUAAUAGUUUAGUAAUUGAUAUUAGUGGAUAUAAUGAACAUCCUUUAUGGAAAUUGGAUGGAACAGAUAUGAUUGUAAUGCAAGCAGAAGAUAGGGCACCAUUUGAAGAUACUUAUAAUGCUAUUAUAUCAAUACAAUUAUAUCUACAAAGAAAACCAUUAUUUUUUAUGAUGAAUGGUAUAUUUGCAUGUUUUAUUUUAAAUUGUGUUACAUUAUUAUCAUAUUCAUUACCCUUUGCGUCACAAAUUGGUUUAUGUAUGAUAUGUUUUAUGACAUAUUCUGUUUAUUCAUUAAAUUUCUCCAGUCUAUUUCCGCAACAGUCUGAAUAUUUAAUGAUGAUCACAUUAUACUUUUUAUUAUCAAUUUGUUGGACAUUAAUAUCAAUGCUAUGGUUUAUCAUAUAUAAUUAUUUUACAACAAAAGCUGAAAUGCCAAAGUCACUUUAUAUUUUUUGUGGACUGUUGCAAAGAAUGUUCUUUUGUUGUUUUCCAUCAUCAAAACAAGAUCAACAGAAGAAUUUUACUGCUGACAAUAAUGAGAUUAAGAAUUUUGCAAAUAAUGAAGCAACAAACAUUGACAAACAACAGGGUAUUUCCAUUGAAAAUAUGGAAUCUAUCAGAACAAAUUCAAAUAAAGUUAAACCAAUUGAAACAGAAACGGCAAACGCCGGUGUGUGGCAUGAAUGA